AUGGCCCAGGAUGAGUUUGUGUGGAUUUUGGAUAGGGUGGAAGAUUUUGUGGUGAAAGCUUAUUAUGCAAAAGUGGUGGCUGAAACGGCUACGUCAGCUGCAGAGAUUGCCUCAAGACAAGCUAAUAAGGUGAUUUGGAAAGCAAGAAUGCCGUCGAAAGUUAAGAUCUUCUCUUGGAGAUUGCUAAAAGAUAGAUUACCAACGAGGCUACAAUUGCUUAAAAGAGACAUCAUCGUGGAUAAUGAAGAAUGUUUGUGUGUUUUCGGAUGCCCGAUCAAGGAAGAUGCAAAACACUUGUUUCUUCGAUGUGACAAAUUGAGAAGGGUGUGGGAAAAGAUUCAAAGCUGGUUAGAAAUCACAGUGACGGGUGGAGAUGAUUGCCGUAGUAACUAUAUGAAUUGGUUUGAAGCUUUACAUCAAAAAAUUCCCGCGAGGAGGGCUGGAGUGUUUUGGGCAGUUGUAUGUUGGUGCAUUUGGAAACAAAGGAAUGAUAUGGUGUUCAAUAAUGCAGUAGAAGAUGUGGAAGAGAUAGUACACAAUGUAAAGAUGCAUUCCCGGUGGUGGAUGGCUAUUGGAAAUAACAAGAGAAUAGAAUGUUCCUUCUAUGAGUGGUUUAACUUUCCUAUACAAUGUAUGCAAUUGUAA
Molecule: messenger RNA, 645 nt
Organism: Vicia villosa (hairy vetch)
Lineage: Eukaryota; Viridiplantae; Streptophyta; Magnoliopsida; Fabales; Fabaceae
Exons: 1
Coding region: 1-645 (214 amino acids)
Source: RefSeq, a predicted model, not a curated record